Molecule: messenger RNA, 498 nt
Organism: Coffea arabica (coffee)
Lineage: Eukaryota; Viridiplantae; Streptophyta; Magnoliopsida; Gentianales; Rubiaceae
Product: F-box/kelch-repeat protein At3g23880-like
Molecular function (GO): protein binding
Source: RefSeq, a predicted model, not a curated record
AUGGAGGCCGAUGAACCUUCAAAUCCAAGUAUCUUGCAUUCGUUACCAGAUGACAUCAUCAGUUUUUGUAUCUUGACUUGUCUACCAGUGAAGACCCUCAUAAGACUGACUUGCGUCUGUAAGGCAUGGCGGAAUCUCAUAAACUCAGAUCCAGAAUUCAUCAAGUCUCAUCUGCAACAAUCUCUCCAAAACAAGGCACCCCGCAAAAUCUACAUGCGCAAUUGGAUCACCUGUUGCCCCUGCCAUCCAACCAUGCCUAAUUUGGACGCUCCAAGAUUCGCGAAUCCUGAUAAUCAACGGACAAUUAUUCAUCAACGCGACGAAUUCAUGUAUCUUGGGAUUCAAAUGUACGUCGUAGGCAGCUCUAAUGGGCUGCUAUGUAUUCUCCAGGAUUGCUGUUGUAGCAGGGACUCGAUACUAUAUCUUUGGAACCGGGCUUUAGGGCAAUUCAAGUUGUUACCAGAAGCAUAUGCACAGGUUAUUGGACUAUUGCUGUAG